Molecule: messenger RNA, 862 nt
Organism: Rhinichthys klamathensis goyatoka
Lineage: Eukaryota; Metazoa; Chordata; Actinopteri; Cypriniformes; Leuciscidae
Gene: pemt
Product: phosphatidylethanolamine N-methyltransferase
Exons: 7
Coding region: 114-845 (243 amino acids)
Biological process (GO): phosphatidylcholine biosynthetic process
Molecular function (GO): phosphatidylethanolamine N-methyltransferase activity
Source: RefSeq, a predicted model, not a curated record
GAGUUCCAUGCGACCUAAGCAGGGCAAAGGUAAACUGUCAUGUCCGCUGUGUUUUGCAUGCUGAAAGUUCCUCACCAAAUUACGGCAAUAAAAGUGUGUGUCGUUUAUUCUGAAUGCUGGUGACAUGUUCCAGAAAGAGAGCAGAGAGCAGUUUGUUUGAUUCAGAGUCGCUGUUCGACAGAAAUCCCGCACUGGACUGCUGUGGAGGCUUGAAUAACGUGGAUUACAGUCAGAUGGACGUGUCUGUGUUGACUGAGCUGUCGAGGUUCAUAGACCUGACAGAGCCCAGGUUCUGCGUGGCUGUUAUUGCGAUCAUCUUCAAUCCUUUCUUCUGGAAUGUGGUUGCCAGAUGGGAGCACAGGACCCGAGGCCUGACCCGGCUCUUCGGUGGCCCGUAUGUGGCCUGUUAUUCCCUUGCUCUUCUCAUCCUCCUCCUCAAUGUGUACCGUAGCCACAGCAUUACAGUGGCCAUGAAGGGUCAGUCUCGCUGGGAGCCGCUGGAUAAUGCUCAGGUGUAUUACACUGGAGCUGCUCUCCUCAUACUGGGAUCUGUGUUCGUCAUCAGCAGCUUCAUGGCUCUGGGCGUCACUGGCACUUUCCUGGGAGACUAUUUCGGCAUCCUCAUGGAUCAGAAGGUGACCAGCUUCCCGUUUAAUGUGAUGGAGAACCCCAUGUACUGGGGCAGCACCGCAAACUACCUGGGCUUGGCCUUAAUGAAUGCCAGUCCUAUAGGGGUGGUCCUGACCGCAGUGGUGGGCGUCUCCUACAGAGUAGCUAUUACAUGUGAAGGACCAUUCACUGAGGAGAUCUAUCGGCAGAGGAGCCAGCGCUGCAAGCACAAGUAAAGAUGAAGUGUGUGUGU